UGUGUCAUUCAGCAGACAGAAAGGACCACCGAAAGGCUAGUUGUGUAACUGAAUGAGCGCAUUGUGUAAACAAUGCCUGAUAUGUUCAUUAAGAAAUUCUUCAGUGGAUUGGGGCUUUUGCAUAACGACAUUCCUGCCUUUUUCUCACGAAUAUGCUAAGCUUUUCUUCUGAACACACUCGCAGGUUAGGGCUGUGAUUUCUGGCUUUUAUUUCAAAGUAUUAUAAUACAAAAAAACCAACAGACAAACAGAAAACUUCGAUAUGGUUCCUCCUUCUCCUCUGCCGGAGGGAUUCUCUGAGCUCGAUGUUUUUGCACUGGGAUCAUGUCUGCUUGUGGAGGGUCUCCUUGGAUUUUUCAUGAAUGCUGUCACCGUUAUUGCUUUCCUUAAAAUACGAGAUUUGCGGACUCCCAGUAACUUCCUUGUAUUCAGUUUGGCUUUAGCAGAUAUGGGCAUUUCUACAAACGCCACUAUUGCUGCCUUCUCAAGCUUUCUGAGAUACUGGCCCUAUGGAUCUGAAGGAUGCCAGACCCAUGGCUUUCAUGGAUUCCUAACAGCCCUCUCUAGCAUCCAUUUCAUUGCAGCCAUUGCUUGGGACAGAUACCACCAAUACUGUACCAGAACAAAGUUGCAGUGGAGCUGUGCCAUCACCAUAGCCAUCUUCAUCUGGCUCUUUACUGCCUUCUGGGCAGCUAUGCCAUUGAUUGGUUGGGGAGAGUAUGACUAUGAGCCCCUGAGGACCUGCUGUACUCUGGACUUAAGCAAAGGAGAUAGGAACUAUGUCACUUAUCUGAUUCCAAUGGCCAUUUGUAACAUGGGAAUUCAAGUGCUUGUUGUGUUCUUCUCAUACAAAUCCAUUGACAAGAAGUUCAAGAAGAUGGGCCAACACAGGUUCAAUUGUAGCACUCCUAUAAAGACCCUGCUGUUCUGCUGGAGCCCUUACGGAAUCCUAGCCUUCUAUGCUGCCGUGGAAAAUGUGAAUGUUUUGUCUCCUAAACUGAGAAUGAUUGCUCCUAUUGUGGCUAAGACCUCUCCAACUUUCAAUGUCUUUGUUUACGCACUUGGAAAUGAGAAUUACAGAGGAGGAAUCUGGCAACUGCUCACAGGACAAAAGAUUGAACCUCCUGCUACUGAGACUAAGUUUAAGUAAACCAAGCAUGUCAAUGUAACAGUAUUUACAUAAUAAGACAUAAUUUAUUUCCUACAAAAAAACAAUAUGCUCAAACACCAGAUUGCAAAUCUUUCUUGCCAUGACAUGAUGUGCAUGUUAAGCCUGAAAAAGAGUUUUAUAAUUGUAUACAUUUUAAUUAUAAGGCAUUUUCCCAGUGUUAUGAAUUACCAGACAGGAAGUGAUUAUGCACAAGAUAUACUGCAAUUAGAUAUGUUUUUCAUGCUGCACAUCUCACUCCCUCUUACUUUGGUUCACACAGUCCAUAUCUUUAAUUAUUCAUAUAUGUGACAGUGACUUUAUGGCCAAAGGUAUCUGGACACCUGACCAUCACACCCAUAUGUGGGUCUUUCCUAAACUGUUGCUGCAAAGUUGGAAGCACACAAUUGUCUAGAAUGUUUUUGUAUGAUGUAGUAUUUUGUAGUACUAUUUCCCUUCACUGGAACUAAGGGGCCUAAACCUAUUCCAGGAUGACAAUGCCCCUGUGCACAAUGCGAGGUCCAUUAGGUUUGCCAAGGUUGGUGUGGAAGAACUUGAGUUUCCUGCAUAGAGCCCUGACCUCAACUUCACUGUACAUCUUUGGGAUGAACUGGAAUGCAGACUACACACCAGCCCUCUUCGCCUGACAUCAGUGCCUGACCUCACUAAGGCUAUUGUGGCUGAAUGGGCAAAAAUCCCCACAGCCAAGUACCAAAAUCUAGUGGAAAGCCUUCCCAGAAGAAUGGACGUUAUUAUAACAGCAAAGAGGGGACUAUCUCCAUAUUAAUGCCCAGGGUUUUGGAAUGGGAUGUUCAUCAACUAUAUAUGGGUGUGAUGUUGAGGUGUCCGCACACUUUUGGCCAAAUAGUGUAUGUGGAAAAAAAAAAUCCUACCUCCUUAUCUAAACAGAUUUAAUUGGAAAUGGAAAACAUUACAGUGCUGUAAUCAAGUUCAAGGAGUAGAAGCAUAAAGGUUCUAAAUAUACCUUUUUUUAGCAUUGUCAUUGUUACCACUCCAUCUCUUAAUGAAAGAGUUCUCUUUCAUUAAGAGAUUUAGAUGAUAAAAUCAUGAUAAUUUUAUGUUAUGUGAUGAGAUACUUGCUGCAUUUUAGCCAAAACAAGUUAAAGAUCACAUUUAGGCAAUGUUAGAGAUAAAAUAUAAAUACAUGCAUACUAUUUUAACUAUUGAAAUAAACUACUAUAAUCCAGACAAAAAGCAAAACCAUUAAAAACCAAAACUUUGACAAACAUUCAUCAUUGUGUACACACUGAUUCAUGCAGGACUUUGUCCAAAAGCAAAAGGCACUGUUGAUCUGCUGGCCUGGAUCAACCACACUUCACACACACACAUAUUUGCUCUUGGGUAGCAAACAUAAGCGUUAGGAAAGAACAAAUUAUAAUAGCACAUCAGCUCAGCAAGGUUGUUAGUGAUCUUUUAUUAAUGUGUUAGUGAUUCAUUCCUGGGGUAAAUUGUGGCAAUUUACAUUGUAUUGUCAUGAUUUUCUGUGAAUUUUUAAUACUGUGAAUGUGGGCUGAUACUGUUCUCUAUUAUUUUUUUGUAUUAUGAUCAUUUGUACUGUAGUUACUCACAUGCACUUUGGUGUGAUUUAAGGAAUCAAACAGUAUUAAUUAAUGUUAGAUAUUUGUGUACUUAUACUGUAAUUUUACAAAACAGAAAGACAUCAAACAUAUGAAUCAGAGAGAGAGGGAGGGAGAGAGAGACAGAGACAGCGAGACUGAAAGCAGGAGUUUAAAAAAAAACAUUUGUUCAUAAUAUUUUGCUGCCUGUGAUAUUCUAGUGUGUUACAUACAGUAUGUUGUUAUGACUUGUCAGCGUCUUCUGUAUUGAUUCUUGAGAAGUAUGUUGUUAAUGCCUUAUCAGUAUCAUCUGUAUCAUUACCAAGAGAUGCAUUUUUGAAUGUUAUUUAAGAAUCAGAUCACUCCAACUACCAUUUUCCUCUUUCUUUUGAUUUAAUAGUCUUAUAGCUAUAUAUUAAGUGCAGUUGUUGUGUUCAGAGCACCUAGUGUUUGAUCCAGUGGUUAUCAUUGUAUUGUGGACAUUCUUUUAACUGACAUGUUAGUCAGAAUCUGAAAGUGUAAUGCUCUGUUUUACAAUUCAGAUAGAUUUUACAAUAAAAUAAAUUUGUUAAAGCUUGUUUGUCCCAAUACCCAAUAUCUUUGUACGGCGCUUAACAAAUCCAAGAUAAGAUGUGUGGUAUUAAAAUUCGUGAUCAUUCCAUGUUCUUCGAACACACCUAAGAAC
Pangasianodon hypophthalmus (striped catfish) is the source of this 3409-nucleotide messenger RNA. RefSeq names its product retinal G protein coupled receptor a (gene rgra). Gene Ontology annotation, molecular function: G protein-coupled receptor activity. Gene Ontology annotation, biological process: visual perception; phototransduction; G protein-coupled receptor signaling pathway. The record is from RefSeq and is a predicted model, not a curated record. The transcript is spliced from 7 exons. The coding region runs from base 263 to 1150 and encodes 295 amino acids. Lineage: Eukaryota; Metazoa; Chordata; Actinopteri; Siluriformes; Pangasiidae. Gene Ontology annotation, cellular component: membrane.